AUGACUAAUCUAGAGAAAUCUGAUACUAAAGAUCUCAAUAAUUCACGUGCUUUGAAUUCAAUGGAGAAUUUAGAACUCAUUGAUACAUUGCAAAAAACUCCACAAAGUUUACCGAAUAAACGACCAAGAGGUCGUCCACCUAGUCGGUUUAAACAAUUAGAGAAUAUAUCACCAGUUAGUAAUUCUUCAUCAUCUGAAGUAUUAGACUUUGUGAAACAUUCUAAAAUUUCUGAGAGUAAUACAAAUCAAGGCUCUAAACGAACUAAUGCAAAAACUUUAAAUUCUCGUUCAAAAUGUUUAAAUUCACCAACGAAAACAUCUACUCCUGAUGGUGGUGAAUUUAUACCGACUGGAUUUGUAAAUACUAACAACAAUAGCAACAGUAAUAAUAGAGAUAUCAAUUGUUCACUUCGACAACGUGUUCGUACUCGACUUGUUGAUUUAUUUUCGGACAGUGAUGAUGAUGGCCAUAAUGAACCGUCUGUUAGUUCACCGAAAUUAUCUACAACACCUCGUAAAGGUACAUUGAAAUCACCGUUGAAACUACAAUCACCAAAAAAGCCAUCAUCAUCAUCGUCUGUCAAACAGAAAAAACAACACCAGAAACAGAAACAUCACCUAAUAACAACUUCUAUUUCAAAUCAAUCCCUUUUUAAAUCUCCAGAGUUUACAUCUUUAACCACGGCUGAUCGUAGACGUUCAGGUUGGUGUCAAACAUCACCAGAAUUAUUAGCUGUUGCAAAAGCUGAAGCAUUAGGUCGUAGAGCAUUGAAACUUGCAGAAAUGAAUUUUCAUUGAACCUACUACCUCAAAUGUUUGUAGAUGUUUUAUUUGUAUCUUUUGUGUAUCAAUGCUGCAUUUUUUUUUCUCUCACAAGAUAAAAAUAUGUGUAAAUUUAUGUUGUUUGUCUGUGAAAGAAAAAGAUAAUCUUUGUUUACUGUAUUUUAUUUUAAUUCAUAUUUAUUCUAUUUGUUUAAUUGUGAAACUAGGUAAGA
Schistosoma turkestanicum is the source of this 995-nucleotide messenger RNA. The record is from the annotation of a GenBank genome assembly. NCBI's taxonomy places the organism in Eukaryota, Metazoa, Platyhelminthes, Trematoda, Strigeidida, Schistosomatidae.